AUGGCAACAAAAUUACCACCCAAUAUUCUCACAUAUCUGGCAACACACGUCGAUAAAAAAGACAGACUUAACUGUGCUAUAGUCUGCAAGCAGUGGACAGAGCCAUUUUUAAACGCUUAUUGGGCUCAAGUUUACUUUAGCGGAUAUAUGCUGGACAAACUAUGCGACAAAUUCGAUCUUAAAGAAGUCUAUCAAUGGAAUGCACAUCGAACGUGGGCUUUGAAUAUCAGAUUGUUUGCAAAUGACUUGAAAUAUAUUCCAGUAUUGCAGCAAACAUAUUCCAGAAUAAAGUAUCUUAAAUACUCAAUAUAUGACGAAGACAUAUUCGCUGUAAAAAUUGAUUGGAGUCUUUGGAAAACAUUAUCACACCUGGAACUAGAUUUUCAGAAAGUAGAGCUCACUAUAGAUGAAUUUCUCGAACAAUUGUCACCGUUGACUUGCCUUGUUCACCUCACGAUUUGCCAAUAUAUUGAUAAUAUAAACAGACCCGAUACUUCCCUUACCGAUAUGGAAUCAAUUCACAGCUACUUUCCACACCUACAAUAUAUCAAUAUAAAUACUUUAUUUAAACCAAUAUCCGAAAAAGAGAUCGAAACGAUAAGAAACGUCGAACCAGCACACACUGUUACCAAGAUUGUUUUAUAUUUUCCGUAUAUUGAUCCAUCGUGGAUAUUUUACUUUGCACACAAGUAUCCCAAUCUAGUCACCUGCAAUUUAAGGUCACGUGAGCGUAAACCAAGAUUCUAUCUACCACCUUAUGACCAGAAGAAAUAUCAGAUUCAACCUCAAUUACUGUUAUCCAGCAAACAAUUCUUUCCUUGUCUACAAACAGCAAACAUAAUAGUCCACGACAACAAUUACUGGUUAUUUUAUUUAUUUUAUGACACUCUUCAACGCUGUAACGUAAAGAUCAAGCAUGCUACAAUUAAGUUUAAUGAGAAUAUGUCAAAGGAAAAUGGUUUAAACUCGUGGAUCAAAUAUCUUUCUGAAUCAGUGAUUAGCUUGAACAUCUAUUCCAGCUGUUGCAACCAGUCUAUACCUGUAGAAACAAACCCAGUUGUACUUUACAAAAAUUUAACUGUAUUGAAGAUAUUAGUUUGUCCUCGUGUUGACAUGGAGAUUAUUUUGAAUUAUUGCCCAGUCUUGCGAUCAUUAUAUAUUACUGAUUCAAUGAUUCAUUCUCCCGAAUAUCCGCUGUCCAUGCACGCACCACACCCGUUACAAAGACUGGAAAUUGAAAUGGCAAAAACCAGUGUGUCUGUUUUUAAAUACAUAUCUUUCCGUUGUAGACAGCUGAAAUAUAUGAAAUUAAAAAAUAUUUUCUAUAAGCCUUCUGACAUGAAUGAAACGGGGCAAAUACUUGUGGAUAUGUCCUUUUCACAACUAAAAGUGUUAAAAACAAGCGAAUCCGAAAUUGAUGAUCCUGAAGAUAUUUAUGGUAUUAUUUCUCCUUUUUUUCUACAUAUUGUCAUUGAACAAAUUGGGAAUGUUGGUACUGAUCAAGUACAAGCACCUCGAUCAAACUGGUACCAUCUGUGCGUCGACAAAACAAACAGAAAGAGCAGAUUGUUGGCAUGGGAACUUGGAAGACGUGACAUUGAAUUUUGCCAGCGAUACCUUAAAGACUUUAAACGAAGAAAAGGAAGGGAAAAGAAACGAAAGGACAUGAAGAGAUCUGAAUAUAAUUAUAAACUUAAAAGAUUUUGGAAAAGAGAUCUUCAACACGGUGUCUUGAUAUUUCGAUUGAAAUCUGUUGAAACCUAUUUUCUUUACGAAAAAGAUGAUAGAAACUUUUUCCUCUAUCUAGAACCGGAAUCAGAACCGGAAUCAGAAUGA
This is a messenger RNA of Phycomyces blakesleeanus NRRL 1555(-), 1836 nucleotides long. RefSeq lists its product as hypothetical. Gene Ontology annotation, molecular function: protein binding. The transcript has a single exon. The coding region runs from base 1 to 1836 and encodes 611 amino acids. NCBI's taxonomy places the organism in Eukaryota, Fungi, Mucoromycota, Mucoromycetes, Mucorales, Phycomycetaceae. The record is from RefSeq and is a predicted model, not a curated record.